Molecule: messenger RNA, 3562 nt
Organism: Quercus lobata
Lineage: Eukaryota; Viridiplantae; Streptophyta; Magnoliopsida; Fagales; Fagaceae
Product: endo-1,4-beta-xylanase 1
Exons: 8
Coding region: 465-3326 (953 amino acids)
Biological process (GO): carbohydrate metabolic process
Molecular function (GO): hydrolase activity, hydrolyzing O-glycosyl compounds
Source: RefSeq, a predicted model, not a curated record
CACCUAAUCCUCAAAAAUCUGAAAGACACAUUAACUUGUAAUCAAAGGCAUUCAAAACAAAUACAUAUCUAUUUACAUUAACAGAAACAAAUUGAACAAGCUUCUAUUCCAAUUCAAGCAUUCCAAUCUGCAAGCCAAAGCAAAACUCUUAGAAGUCAUUGGAGCCCUAGCCUUACCCUUACCCUUACCUUAACCCAUUUAAUAAUUUCUUAUAACAUAUAUAGUAUUUUCUUGGGAUUAAAGGUGUCGUUUCGUUAUUUUAGGUAUUACAGUUGUAGAUCUUGUUGUUUGGGUUAAACCCAGACAAGGGAACAAAACCAAAACCAAAACCAAAGCCAAAGGCUUUUGGUUUUUUUUUUACCGAAGUGGGCUUCUCUGAUUGGUUGGUUUAGAUGUGGGGUGGGCCCACACUUUCGUAGACUUCACUUUCACUCGCAGAAGUUGGACACUGCUAAGCCUAUAUAAUGAGAAGGGUCUCUGCUUGCUGCUUCAUAAGCCUGUUUUCCAGGACUAAUCAAAAGCACAAGGACAAGGACAAGGACAAGGACAAGCUCACUCAGAGAAGUAGAGAAGCUAUGGAGAACCCCAUGUACAAUGCAGGCAACAAUGUGGAGAUUGCAGUCCGAAAAGCAAAUGACUCAAACCAUGGUUGUGCUACUAAUAUCGUACUAAACCAUGACUUCUCUGAAGGGCUGCAUUUGUGGCAUCCCAACAAUUGUGAUGGCUUUGUGGUAUCAGCUGAGUCAGCUCACCCAGAGGGAACUUCAGAAAAGUUGGGUGGUAAUUAUGCAGUUGUUUCAAAUCGCAAGGAAUGCUGGCAGGGCUUGGAACAAGAUAUCACAGCCAGGGUUUCUCCAGGUUCCACUUAUACAGUUUCUGCCCGUGUUGGAGUAUCAGGGCCUCUUCAGGGAUCCACUGAUGUCUUGGCAACAUUGAAACUAGAAAACCGAGGUUCAGGGACUAGCUAUUUGUUCAUUGGAAGAACUUCUGUGUCUAAGGAGAAGUGGGAGAAGUUGGAAGGCACAUUCUCAUUGCCAGCUAUGCCUGACCGGGUUGUAUUUUAUUUCGAAGGGCCUUCACCUGGAGUUGAUAUUCUUAUAGAAUCAGUAGUGAUCACCUGUUCCAGUCCAAGUGAGUGUGAGAGUGUAAGCCAGAGAUGCUUUGAUGCCGGAGAUGAGAAUAUCAUCCUAAACCCCAAAUUUGAGGAUGGCCUGAACAAUUGGUCUGGAAGAGGCUGCAAGAUUGUUUUACAUGAUUCUAUGGCAGAUGGGAAAAUAGUCCCACUGUCUGGAAAGUAUUUUGCAUCUGCAACAGAGCGCACACAGAACUGGAACGGUAUUCAGCAGGAGAUCACAGGAAAAGUGCAGCGAAAGCUUGCUUAUGAUGUUACUGCUGUUGUUCGGAUAUUUGGUAACAAUGUCACUAAUUCUGAUGUGCGAGUAACUUUGUGGGUGCAAACACCAAACCUUCGUGAACAGUAUAUAGGCGUUGCCAAUGCUCAAGCAACAGACAAGGAUUGGGUACAGUUGCAGGGGAAGUUCCUUCUAAAUGGUUCUCCAUCCAAAGUAGUCAUAUAUGUUGAAGGUCCACCUUCGGGCACUGAUAUCCUUCUCAACAGUUUAAUUGUAAAGCAUGCGGAGAAAACCCCUCCUUCAUUUCCCCCAGUUAUUGAGAAUCCUGCCUUUGGAGUAAAUAUAAUUCAAAAUAGCAGUCUAAGUGAUGGCACCAAUGGGUGGUUUCCCCUUGGUAAUUGCACUUUGAGCGUUGCUACUGGUUCACCACAUAUUCUUCCACCAAUGGCAAGAGAAUCCCUUGGACCUCAUGAACCUUUAAGUGGUCGCUAUAUCCUUGUGACCAAUCGCACACAGACUUGGAUGGGUCCUGCUCAGAUGAUCACAGAUAAACUAAAACUUUUUUUGACAUACCAAGUAUCUGGUUGGGUUCGAAUUGGUUCUGGAGCUAGUGGUCCACAAAAUGUGAAUGUUGCACUAGGUGUGGACAGUCAGUGGGUUAAUGGGGGACAAGUUGAGGUUAAUGGUGAUGGAUGGCAUGAAAUUGGUGGUUCCUUCAGAAUUGAGAAGCAACCUUCCAAGGUUAUGGUUUAUGUUCAAGGUCCAUCUCCAGGUGUUGACUUAAUGGUUGCUGGAGUUCAGAUUUUUCCUGUUGAUCGACAGGCAAGGUUUAGAUAUCUACGGAGGCAGACUGAUCUGAACCGUAAGCGUGAUGUCAUCCUAAAAUUCUCAGGAGUGGAUUCAAGCACUUUGCUUGGCACGGUGGUGUUAGUCAAACAAACGCAAAACACUUUUCCUUUGGGGUCAUGUGUAAGCAGAACAAACGUUGAUAAUGAAGAUUUUGUUGAUUUCUUUACAAAAAAUUUCAAUUGGGCUGUCUUUGGCAAUGAGUUGAAGUGGUACUGGACAGAACCACAGCAGGGAAAUUUCAACUACAAUGAUGCUGAUGAGAUGUUGGCCUUGUGUAAAAGCCACAACAUACAGACUAGAGGUCAUUGUAUCUUCUGGGAAGUGAUCAACACAGUCCAAUCAUGGGUCCAAGCACUGAACAAAAAUGACUUGAUGACAGCUGUCCAAAAUCGCCUAACAGGUCUUCUUACCCGCUACAAGGGGAAGUUCAUGCACUAUGAUGUUAACAAUGAGAUGCUGCAUGGUUCAUUCUAUCAAGAUAGACUAGGUAAGGAUAUCCGAGCAAACAUGUUCAAGACUGCACACCAACUAGAUCCAUCUGCCCUCCUGUUUGUGAAUGAUUAUCACGUUGAGGAUGGAUGUGACACCAGAUCAUCUCCAGAAAAGUACAUUCAACAUAUUCUUGAUUUGCAAGAGCAAGGUGCACCUGUUGGAGGUAUUGGAAUACAAGGGCACAUAGACAGUCCAGUUGGGCCUAUUGUUUGCUCAGCUUUGGAUAAAUUGGGUAUUCUUGGUCUUCCAAUCUGGUUUACAGAGCUUGAUGUGUCUUCCAUUAAUGAAUGUGUUAGAGGGGACGAUUUGGAAGUGAUGCUUAGGGAAGCUUUUGCCCAUCCUGCAGUAGAUGGUAUAAUGCUAUGGGGAUUCUGGGAGUUGUUUAUGAGCCGGAACAAUUCACAUCUAGUGAAUGCAGAGGGUGACAUUAAUGAAGCUGGUAAAAGAUACCUUGCUCUUAGAAAAGAGUGGCUGUCUCAUGCACGUGGGCAUAUUGAUGACCAAGGACAGUUCCAGUUUAGAGGCUUCCAUGGAACAUACUCUCUGGAAAUUAUUAAUUCCUCCAAGAAGGUUUCAAAGACAUUUGUUGUUGACAAUGGUGACUUGCCACUGGUGGUUCCCAUAGAUUUAUAAGUUCGCUGCUUCAGCCAAUAAUAAGGGUACAUAUUUCAUCAUGAGUUACACAUUGUAAAAAUUCAUGUGAAAAAAGAAAAAGGCAAAUAUGUUUGUGAAUUUGUGGGGUUACAUUCACAUAUUGUUUAUACAAAAAAGAAAAAAAAAAAAAAAGAUUUCAUAUACGUUGGUUUGUGGUUGUAAAAUUCUGUAAAAAAGAAAAGGAAUAAAGAUAUCUUGUUGGUUGUGAUAUUAAA